UUUCUUCACUUCCCGCUGUCAGAAAGUGAAACUCUCCCAGCUGGGUAAAACAAGUCCAAGCGAUCACGAGUCAACACGUUUCUUUUUGGAUGUGCUCCUCUCACAGCAAGGUGUGGUGUCAAAAACAACGGUAAUCUUCCACAAAAGCAUGUCUGAUACAACAGACCUCCUCACAUCCAGAGACACACAGCAGGCUCCUGGUGAUGAUGCAUCCUCUCUACCUCCGCCCUACCAAGGAGAGCAACCUCCACCCUACUCUGCAGCCAAAACAGACACAACUUGGACAAAACAGUCUAGCACUGGGUACGAGUCUUUCCGGGACAUCAUCCCAGAACAUCUGUCGGACACAACUCCACUGAUCGCCUCGUCUUCUUUUGAUGACCAGAUAGUGAGGAGAGCGUUUGUUAGAAAGGUGUUCAGCAUCCUGACCCUCCAGCUGUUGUUCACCUUCAGUGUGGUGUGUGUGUUCACCUUCUCCAGCGUGGUGAAAGAUGCGGUGCAGACCAGCCUGGGGGCCUACCUCAGCUCCAUCAUCAUCUUUCUCGUGGUCUCCCUCGCCCUCAGCUACAGCAGAGACUUCAGCCGGCGUCACCCCUGGAACAUCUUGGGACUGGUUGUUGUCACCCUGAGUUUGUCCUACAUGGUGGGAACCAUUGCCUCCUUCCACGACACCACCUCUGUGGUCAUCACUAUGGGAGUAACGCUGGCCGUCACUGUGGCAAUCAUCGUUUUCUCUGCACAGACUCGUUAUGAUUUCACUGUUUGCUACGGUGUUCUGCUGAUUCUGUCCGUGGACCUGAUCAUGUUCGGGAUCUUCUCGACCUUCUACUCCUCCUAUCUCGGUGACAUCGCCUAUGGAUGUUUUGGUGCUCUGCUGUAUUCACUGUUCCUGAUGAUCGACUGUCAGCUGAUGAUGGGGGCGAUGAGCUACCGUCUGAAUCCAGAGGAAUACAUCAACGCUGCUCUCAACAUCUACCUGGACGUAAUGCUCAUCUUCCUCUACCUGCUAGGGAGGAGGUGAAACUGUAUACACGAAAUACAUUUACACAAACACACCAAACUGUACCCACAUGUAGAAUGUACUUUAUUAUUGUGAUUACUUUGUAUAUACUGUAAAUCCUGUUUUAACUGACAAUGAAAGAAUGAUUAUUAUUGUUUACAUAAACAUGUUUUUUUUGUACAAUUGUAACAGUAUUUGUUAUUUUUUGGGAGUUCGUGUUCACACAUACAGAAAUUUGACUCAACAAUUAUCAAAACAGAUGAAAACGUUUACUUCCAAUUUGAGACAUUCACUAGAAUUUAGGUAAUUAUUCAGUAGAAAUGCUCACGUCCAACUUGGAAAGAAAAGAAACUUCCAGAUCAUUAUGUUAUAAAAGUCAGACGAUGAUACUCCAAUAGAUAAGGCCAUUUGUGUUUCAUGACAUUGCAGAAAAACACAUUUGUAUAGAUGUGAGGACGUACGUGAUAUAAAGAAACGUAGACAAAAGAGUAGAGCAAAAAGUCGAGCACAUUUGUUCUUAUAACGUGAACUUAUCCUCUUCUUUUUGACUUAUCAAAGUUACCGGACUAACACAGUCAGCAUAUAUUUGACAGGGUCUCAUCACUUCCUUUAAAAAGAUCGAAGAUGUAAUGUUGUAUUCAGAGAGAAAACACAAUGUAGAAAAGUAGCAUUAAAUUCUAAAUUAACAUUCACAUGUACUUUUUGUGUCUGUUGUUUAAGCAUUGCUUGUAUUACACUUCAUUCAGGAUGUUAAUGUAGGAAUGCAAAUAAUUUAUCUGACAAUCGUGUGAGCUUUAAAUCCAAAAAAUGGCCCAUAAAAUGUCAAACUGGGAAAAAAUGCAAAGUCUAAACAUUCAAAGUCGUACAACCCACAGAUA
Molecule: messenger RNA, 1878 nt
Organism: Gymnodraco acuticeps
Lineage: Eukaryota; Metazoa; Chordata; Actinopteri; Perciformes; Bathydraconidae
Product: protein lifeguard 1-like
Exons: 6
Coding region: 149-1021 (290 amino acids)
Biological process (GO): negative regulation of apoptotic signaling pathway
Cellular component (GO): membrane; endoplasmic reticulum; Golgi apparatus
Source: RefSeq, a predicted model, not a curated record